Messenger RNA from Daldinia caldariorum, 4155 nucleotides. Its product is annotated as RecF/RecN/SMC protein. Gene Ontology annotation, cellular component: chromosome. Gene Ontology annotation, molecular function: ATP hydrolysis activity; protein binding; cohesin loader activity. Bases 220 to 3810 code for a protein of 1196 amino acids. The record is from RefSeq and is a predicted model, not a curated record. The transcript has 4 exons. Gene Ontology annotation, biological process: mitotic sister chromatid cohesion. Lineage: Eukaryota; Fungi; Ascomycota; Sordariomycetes; Xylariales; Hypoxylaceae.
CCCCACCCUAGAAAUCACCGCGCUCGAAAACGCGUCGGCUUUACAUUUUACGUGUUGGUUUCGAGGUUUGACGAACAUUAACGAACUUUUCCUAGGCUACGUUAUCGCAAAUUUUGUAGCCCUCAUUCUUGUUUUUCUUUUUUUAAUUUUACGACUCUCCUGCGUCAAAUAUCCUGUCACUUAAUUCGAGCUGCCCGAUAGGCAGCGCCCACGGCGACCAUGUACAUAAAGCAGAUUAUCAUACAAGGCUUUAAGAGCUACAAAGACCAAACGGUCAUGGAGCCCUUCUCUCCCGGUACGAAUGUCAUCGUCGGUCGUAAUGGCUCUGGAAAGAGUAAUUUUUUUGCCGCGAUACGAUUCGUCUUAGGUGACGCCUACACCCAAAUGAAUCGCGAGGAGCGUCAGGCGCUACUACAUGAAGGCUCCGGAUCGGCAGUCAUGUCUGCUUACGUCGAAGUAAUUUUCGAUAAUAGCGAUGACCGAUUCCCGACUGGAAAUAAGGAGGUCGUCCUGCGCCGCACAAUUGGUCUCAAGAAGGACGAAUACUCAGUAGAUAAAAAGGUUUCGACCAAAACAGAUGUCGCGAACCUGCUCGACGCCGCCGGAUUCUCGAGGUCGAACCCUUACUAUAUUGUACCACAGGGACGUGUCACAGCCCUCACCAAUAUGAAAGAGUCGGAUCGGUUAAAUCUACUAAAGGAAGUUGCUGGAACCCAAGUCUACGAAUCCCGCCGUGCGGAAUCACUUAAGAUAAUGACGGAAACAAAUAAUAAGAGAGAGAAGAUCGACGAACUGCUGGAUUAUAUUAAGGAACGCCUAAGCGAACUAGAGGAAGAGAAGGAGGAGUUGCGCGACUACCAGGACAAGGAUCGUGAGCGUAGAUGCUUGGAGUACGCGUAUUAUCACAAGGACCAAGUCGCUACGCAGGAGGCUCUAGAAGAAGUAGAAGAAACGCGUCAAGGUGGCAUCGAGAAUACGGACGAGAAUCGCGAAACGUACAAUGCGGGUAUGAGAGUCAUCACUACUUUGGAUGCCGAAAUACAUAAGCUCCAACAGCAAAUGGAGCUACUUCGUAUAGACCGUCGGCAGCUCGACGAAGACCGCCGAGAAACUGCCAAGGCAAUGGCAAAUGCCGAAUUGGUUGUCAAGAGUUUAUCAGACAGCAUGUCAGCUCAGGAGCAAGCCAGGUCCCAGCAUGACGCAGAGCUGGAAGAGGUGAAGGCGACGAUAGCGCAAAGGGAAGCUGAACUCAAAAAAUUAACUCCCGAAUUUGAGAAGGCAAAGCAGAAAGAGGCAGAAAUAAAACAAGCCCUGGACACGGCGGAAGCUGGACGGCAGCGCCUCUUUACAAAGCAGACAAGAGGAAGCCAAUUCAAAAGCAAAGCAGAGCGGGAUGCGUGGUUGCGAAAAGAAAUAGAUGAACUCAACAUAGCAUUAAGCCAGCAAAGAGCGAAUCGUCUCGAUGCUGAUGAAGAAGUGAAAACCAUUCAGGCCACUAUCCAGCAGCUUGAAAAUGAGAUCGCGGAACUGCGACAUAGAAAUGAAAGAUUUGGCGGCGAGCGCCUCGCUCUCGCCGAAGAAGUCGCCAACGCGAAAGAUGUCCUGGAAAAGCUCAGCGAAGAGCGAAAAUUACUCCGCCGAGAGGACGACAAGUUGGAGACAAUCAUUGCAAAUGCUCAAGGCGAGUUGGACAGUGCUGAGCGGGAACUAUCCCACACCAUGGACCGUGCCACUUCUCGGGGUCUUGCAUAUAUACAACAGCUAAAACGCAAGGAAGGUAUUCCCGGUGCCUACGGCACGCUCGCUGAGCUCUUUGAAGUUAACGAGGCGUAUCGACUACCGGUAGAGCAGGUCGCUGGUGCCUCUUUGUUCCACUACGUAGUCGAUAACGACGACACUUCGACAUAUCUGGCCAGCAUGCUUCAGAAACAUCAGGGGGGAAGAAUUACGUUCAUGCCACUUUCCAGAUUAAGGCCACGGAUUGCAAACCUUCCAAGAGCUAAUGAUGCGGUCCCUUUGCUCAGCAAGAUCAAGUACAACGCCGAAUACGAGAAGGCGUUCCAGCAAGUAUUUGGCAACACAAUCAUUUGUCCCAACCUCACAAUCGCCAGUCAAUACGCGCGAAGCCAUGGUGUACAUGGUGUUACUCCAGACGGAGAUACCAGUAACAAGCGUGGUGCAGUGACUGGUGGAUAUAUUGAUACGCGGAAAUCGCGUUUGGAAGCUGUCCGGGCCGUGAACAAGUGGAGAGAAGAAUGUGACCAACUAAAGUCUAGAGCAAAUGACAUACGGAAGAAAAUAGAGCAAAAGGACCAGGAGAUUACCAGCGCAUUAGGCGAAGAGCGUAGGCUAGCGCAGAGACUCCGGCAAAUGGAAGAUGGCUACGGUCCGCUGCGAGCAGAAUUGAAUGCCAAGAAUAACCAGGUCGAUCGCGAAAGAGAUCGACUUGAAGCUGCAAUCAAACGGCGAGACAUUGUCGAGAGGAACAUGAAGCAGUUCCAGGACAACCUCAGCGCAUAUGAAGCUGAGCUGGCUUCUGACUUUAAGAAGGUCUUGACAGCUAACGAGGAGAAGCAACUCGAGAGCCUCGGUGCCCAGGUUCAACAGUUACAGAAAGAAUGGAACGAGAUAAGCAACAAGCGGAGAGAGCUUGAAAGUCGCAAGCGAAAACUGGAAUUGGACCUGCGAACAAAUCUCCAACUCAAGCUCGAUCAGCUCACUAGUCAGGCGUCCGAAACUGCUUCCAGUGGUACCAGUAACUUGAAAGAAGCCAAGAGAGAGCUUAAGAAGGCACAGACAGCGAUGGCAUCAGUUCAGAACAAGAUCAAGGCCAACGAUCAACAGAUCGAAUCUGCCGAAUCUCAGAUAGCGAGCCUAGAAAAACAAAAAAACGAGAAGGAAGCACAACUCCAGGAGAUUGCAAGAGAAAUAAAGAAACAGGAGAAGAAGAUGGACAGGGCCAGGCAAAUGAAGGCUCUAUUAACAGCAAAAGCGGCGGAGCUGACCAAGAACAUUCGAGACCUCGGUGUCUUGCCGGAAGAAGCUUUUGAGAAAUACGAGAGACUCGAUCACAAGACCGUUGUUUCACGUUUGAAGAAGGUCAACGACGCGUUAAAGAAGUAUAAGCAUGUCAACAAGAAAGCUUUCGAGCAAUACAACAGCUUUACCAACCAGCAAGAGCAGCUACUCAAACGACGCAAGGAACUCGAUCAAUCUCAGGCGUCAAUCGAAGAGCUAGUUGCUCACCUAGACCAGCGCAAAGACGAGGCGAUCGAACGCACUUUCAAGCAGGUGUCGAAGGAAUUCACCACCAUCUUCCAGCGUCUGGUACCUGCAGGCCACGGCCGUCUAGUAAUUCAGCGCAGAGCCGAUCGACGCGCUGACCAGGAUGAUUCUGACGAGGAACAGAGAAGCCGCGUGGAGAACUACAUAGGCGUCGGUAUCAGCGUCUCUUUCAAUUCCAAGACUGCAGACGAGCAGCAGCGUAUUCAGCAGCUCUCGGGUGGUCAAAAGAGUCUUUGCGCUCUCUGUCUCAUUUUCGCCCUGCAGCAGACGGAAUCGAGCCCCAUGGUCAUCUUCGACGAGGUCGACGCCAAUCUCGACGCGCAGUACCGCACGGCGGUAGCGGGACUCCUCCAGUCCAUCUCGGCCGAGGCCGGCACGCAGUUCAUCUGCACGACCUUCCGCCCGGAGAUCGUGCACGUGGCCGACCGGUGCUACGGCGUGCUGUUCCGCAACAAGAACAGCACCAUCAACUGCGUGAGCAGGGAGCAGGCGCUCGACUUCGUCGAAGGCCAGGCACCGAGGUAAAGGUUUGUUGACGGAAAGUCGGUAAGCGACGUGGAGCUGAGCUGAAGGAGUAGGGGGUGCGGUGCGGGUCCUGUGUAUAAGGUCUUAGGCGAGGGAGUUCACGUAAAGAAAUUCAUUCGAGUCCCGUGUUAUGCUGUUAGGUGGUGUUUGUUUGCUACCGCUGUAUGAGGUAGCUUGUGCUUCUAUGGUUCGAAGGAUGCUAAUGAAUGUUAUUUAUUGCUCAUACUUGUAGAGAGAGAGACAAGGGUCUAGUUCCUGAGAUCUCUGCAAUCGAGGACACGUUCCUAAACAUACUACGUAAGUUGUGAAUUGUAGUUUUAACCUAAAGACGUUCGAUGUAAUAUC